Molecule: messenger RNA, 2662 nt
Organism: Hevea brasiliensis (rubber tree)
Lineage: Eukaryota; Viridiplantae; Streptophyta; Magnoliopsida; Malpighiales; Euphorbiaceae
Product: fatty-acid-binding protein 2
Cellular component (GO): chloroplast stroma
Molecular function (GO): intramolecular lyase activity; fatty acid binding
Source: RefSeq, a predicted model, not a curated record
AUAUUUCUAGGACCAUUUCUUAUAAUUUUGUUAGGAAGGAAAUGAAUUCAGUAAAAAAGAAAAGGGGUGGAUACAUUUGUUGCAAAAAUCUGAACACGCAUGAGAAUGAGAGAAUGUGAACCUUAAUAUUCCACACGAUGUCAACACAGUCAUGGGAUGUCACGGGCCGUGUAACUCUUUGGAAUCAUAGUCGUCCAGGCUGUAUGAUUAAGCCGUGUAGCUCAUUGUUUUCGUUGUCAAAUCAUGUAUGAAUUUCGUAAUAUUAUAGAGUAGCAGACAGAUGCAGAUGCGAGAUGGCCGGUUAAAAAGGUUUAACUCUUAUGAGUAGGACGACAAAGAAAUUUACUUGUCCGCGCGACAAAAGUUAAUGCCGAAGCGCUUCUCUUUCCAACUAGGAUCUGGUAAACAGCAACACACGUGACUUGGAGACCACUUCCAGGACAUAAUCGUCAAUACAUAACAAAAACUCCCAUUGGCUGCCAAAAAUCCCAAAUAAUUGGAAAAUUGAAACUCUCUCUUUCUUCCCUGCCAUUCAAUCCAAACAAGUCAACGAAAGGGAAAGUGCGUCAUCAAAUGCCAAAUUACAGUUUGUUUAUUUGUCUGUCUGCAAGCAAUUCUUUUGGAGCCUAUUUGGCUGUGACUUCAAACUUUUUCUCAUUUCUGAAACAACGAAUAUUCCUUUUCAAGGUCACAAUCUAAAGGAAACACAUUAACAGCAAAAUGAAGAUUCUUUGUUUCUCUGUUUAGCGACUCAAUUUCUCCUUUUCUAAUAUCAGGUGGUUAUGCUUUUUAUUGUUUUCUUCUCAGUUCUUGUUGGGAUUCCACAAUUGGAAGUUCUGCUAAACGUUUGCGUUGUAAAGAUAUCAUCUUUUUCUCCAUGCAUUCUAGUUGCAUUGCUGAGCUUUAUUUAUUUUUGCAUGAAUUGACAUAACAAUUUCAGGUUUGAAACAAGCUGGAAUGUGAUAGCUUAAUUGUUCAUCAUUUUGUAUAUCUCAAUUGUUGCAAUUUGUUUUACUAUAUUCUGAUUCUAGGAAUGUUUGCUUGCAUGAUCUUUUGUUUGUUUAGUCUUUCUCUGUUGGUUCAGUCUUUACUAUUGGGAUCACAUUGAGCUUGAUCCAUGGAAUUGCAAGGCUUGGAAGUUGGUUCUGGGCCUCAAUUUCAAGUCUGUAAUGUGUUUUCUCUACAAUCAAAUGAAUUCCAAUGCAAAAGAAUUCUUUGGCCUUCCACUUUAUGGAACCAAUCGAACAGUACAAGGUAUUUCUAAUUUGUCGCACUGGUUUCGGGCAUAAAAUUUUGAGGCUUCUGAAAUCAGCAUUAGCUUGGAUAAGAAAAAGAAAAAGCAAAAGCAAAAGAAAAGAAAUUAUGUGGAAUAAUUGGUUAUUUUUCCUGAAUCCAAAUGAUGGUUCUCCUUAAAGCUUUCCUUUAGAGCCCCUUUCAUCACAAAGUUUCAGGGGUCAUACAUUGUCCCAGUUGACUUCAGUUGUAGACAAUUCUCUAUACCAAUCUAGAUGCUUAUACAUCCCUGAAAGCAUGGCUUUUCAAGAAGCUCUUAACUGCAUGUCGAAGCUUGCAGGUGCUUUACUUUUUUGGUUCACUGGUGCGUCCAGUUCAAAUUUGACAUAGCAAAUAUCAGGCAAUCAACAUGGACCAAGGACUCCUACACAAGUUAAGCACAUUACAUCCACUAGACAUAAUCUUACUGGUUUUCGCUUCAGCUUUAGAUCAAAAGGAGAAUCUUCCUCUCCUGUGGUGUCAGGUAAUAUUUCAAUUUUCAUGAUGAGGCUCCUCUGCGGAGAAGCUGAAGGACUUCAAUCAUUCUCAAUACUCUCAUUAGCUGCCACUCUGGUACCACCAUUUAAAAACUUAGCUUCGAAAGUAUUAGCUGUUCCAUUGGAAAAUGGUGAUGUACAAGUUCACAGAUCCAUAGAUCAAAGGCCUUGUGGAGUUGGGCGCCAUGGCUGUUCAGGCCUCUCAUUUCCUGAAUUAAAUUAGACAAGAUAUGCUGUUGAGCCUAGAACUGGCAUUGAAUUUCCAGCGAUUUUGGACACCUCAGCUGGAUAGCAUAAAUCUUGUUUAACUUCAGAGGUUCUUGUAGGAACUGGAUCCAGAACUAUGAAAAUAAUCAAAAUAAAGUCACUGAAGGUUUAUGCAUUUGGCUUUUAUGUCCAUCCUAACUCUGUCUGUGAGAAAUUGGGUCCAAUGUAUGCUUCUGUUCCUGCAAAUGAAUUAAUUAAAUGCCGUGACUUUUAUGAGGAUCUUCUCAGGGAAGAUACUGGCAUGACUGUUCGGCUUGUCAUUAACUGUAAUGGGAUGAAAAUCAAUGCUGUGAAGAAUGCUUUCGAGAAAUCACUUCGAGCCCGUUUACUGAAGACAAACCCCGAUACUGAUUACAGUUGCAUGAGAGAAUUUGGUUCCUUCUUCACAAAAGAUAUUCCACUACCUGUGGGAACAACAGUUGAUUUUCGCUGAACAGAUUAUGGGCAACUAAUAACGGAAAUUGGAGGUAAACAGAUUGGAGCAGUCCAUAGGGCUUUCUUUGACAUGUAUAUUGGAGAUAUUCCCGUGUCAGAGGAAACAAAGGAAGAGAUUGGCAAUAAUGUAGCCCUUAUUAUUAGGAAUUGUUAACCCAGUUAAAUGCAUUUCCACUGUCUUGGUUUUUAAA